Beta vulgaris subsp. vulgaris (sugar beet) is the source of this 576-nucleotide messenger RNA. RefSeq lists its product as uncharacterized. The record is from RefSeq and is a predicted model, not a curated record. Bases 1 to 576 code for a protein of 191 amino acids. Gene Ontology annotation, molecular function: enzyme inhibitor activity. Gene Ontology annotation, biological process: negative regulation of catalytic activity. The transcript has a single exon. NCBI's taxonomy places the organism in Eukaryota, Viridiplantae, Streptophyta, Magnoliopsida, Caryophyllales, Amaranthaceae.
AUGGCAGAUCAUAAAAUUCUCUUAGCAUCAAUCAUCUUAAUUCUCUCGAUAACUUCCUCUUUAGCAAGCUACCCACCAGCCACAAAUUACUUGAUCUCCACCUGCAACGACGCCACUUACGGUGACUUAUGCCUCCAAACCCUCUUGCCUGAUGUCGACCGCAUAAACAGCACCCCGAAAAAGUCGACUCGCCUCGCCAUCAUGGCCACCAUAACAGCAGUUCAAUCGGCAACUGACGGUAUCACUCAACUCUCAAAACAGCCUCAAAUGUGGAGUCGCGAAAUCGACUCGCUGAACGAUUGUGGUACGUCGGUCGCUAACACGGUGACAGCAUUGAACACUGCUAUGGACACAAGUGAUCACUUGGGUGGUGGUGAUAAGAAUGAUAAGCAGUCGAAGAGGUUAAGCAUGGAAAACAACGUCAAAACAGUGGUGAGUGCUACCAACACAUGCAUCACUAAUCUUCAAGGAGCAAAGGCUAGAGAUGUUGUGAUCAGUAGGGUUCAAGAUGCUACUAAAUUACUUGUUCAGCUUGCUACUAACGCUGUUGACCUCAUCGAUCGCAUGCAGUUUUAA